AAAACCUAUAAAAACCUAUGAUAAGAUGGAGACACCUAAUCGGAUCCCAGCAUCAGCACUUACAAAACCAUGGGCCAACAAUUCUGUUCUCUCAAGCAAUUUGGACUUUAGUGUCACCCCUCCACUCCCAAAUGAUACAUUCGUCCUUAAUGGGUCUCUGCAGAACUGGACGGAGAUCUAUGACACUGGAUUCAUGCCAAGUGUUGCUGGAAUCCUCAUUCCUCUUAUCUAUAUAAUAGUUUGCGUGGUAGGUUUAGGGGGCAACACCUUGGUCAUCCACAUCGUCUUGCGCUACUCUCAGACCCAGUCUGUCACAAACAUCUACAUCCUGAACCUGGCCAUAGCUGACGAGCUUUUCAUGCUCGGGCUUCCCUUUCUGGCUGUCCAGAAUGCUCUCCUGUCCUGGCCAUUUGGGUCGCUGAUGUGCCGUCUGGUCAUGACUGUGGAUGCCAUCAACCAGUUCACCAGUAUCUUCUGCCUGACCGUAAUGAGUAUCGAUCGCUACUUGGCAGUGGUACAUCCGCUCCGGUUUUCCAGGUGGCGCCAACCUCGAGUGGCCAAGGCAGUCAAUGCCACAGUAUGGGCGGUUUCCUUUGUAGUCGUUCUUCCAGUUGUGAUUUUCGCUGAUGUUUUACAGGACGACGGGAACUGCAGCAUAGUAUGGCCCGAACCUGCAGAAGUCUGGAAAGCUGCAUUUAUUGUUUACACAGCAACAGUAGGAUUCUUUGGGCCUCUGUUGGUCAUCUGCAUGUGCUACCUGCUCAUCGUAAUCAAGGUCCGCAACUCCGGACGCAGAGUCCGAGCAACGUCCAUCCGACGGCGAAAAUCUGAGCGGAAGAUCACGCGAAUGGUGGUGAUAGUGGUAGCCGUGUUCGUGUUUUGUUGGCUGCCGUUCUACAUAUUAAACAUCGUCAACCUGCUAGUGCUGCUUCCGGGAGAGUUCCGGGGCCUGUAUUACUUUGUAGUGGUCCUUUCGUAUGCCAACAGCUGUGCCAACCCCAUUCUGUAUGGAUUCCUCUCUGACAACUUCAAGCGAGGCUUCCGGAAAGCUUUGUGUCGUUCGACCAGGCGAGUGGAAAACCAAGAACUACAACAGGGUACUGUCGGAAACCACACUCUACCCCUAGAGGAAAUAAAAAAGGACCUCGAGCUGACAGACUGCCUGAAAGAAUCCUGUCAACAAAUACAGCAAAACAGUGAUGAAGAAGAGGAGGACGUUCAUGAAGCAGAUAUGAGUUACACCGAAAAUGCCACCCAGAUGACAGAAAUCUGUAGAUCUGUAAAGAACACCUACAGAAAUAGUCACAGGGAGGGCACUAGGACCAUAGUCUCAAACUUGGUAGAUGCCAAGGAAGCAGGUCCAAGUAAUGGAAACAGAACUGGUGAAAAUGGGAACUAUAUUAGUCCAAAUUUUGGACAUGUGAUGAGUUUCAACGGAUCUCAGAGGGGAAGCAUCAAACCAGUGGCCGAGGAAUUAGGGGACAGCGUUCUGGAAAUCAGUUAUUUGUAAAACCUCUAUUAUUUCCGGCAGAAGUGAAUGCCAAUUGAUGCCAAAAUGUGCAGUCAGUAUCAACGAGUGUCUUAAGUCUUUAAGCGUCUGUUGGAAUUUUACAAAUCUUUUAUGUUUCAGAAAAAAAUUAAUUAACGCAGGGCAUUUCUUUCCAUGUACCAGAACUUCCUGUAGCAAAAGAAGACUCUGAUUAUGCUUUUUUUUUUUACAAUGGUUAACCAAACUGCAAAACCGACAAUCUGUCAAAAAAGAGACAAUUCAGUCUAGGUCCAUUGGUCACAUCGAGCACCAGGACUAGAAUCACUAGGGCAAGAUGUUUCCUUAGUCCCUGUUUAAGCCAGAUUUUCUCAAAGCAGUCUUAUUGCGCUUGAGCGGACCGCGUUCCCUUCGAAAGCUCGAGUUUUUUCAAAAAGACCGGUGUAUGUACUGGAUAUGUUUAUUAGUCCAGCACUUUUCUGCUCUGAGCAGUGUAUAGAAUUCCAAAUGUAUAUGCAUUUACAUGAGAUAUUGCCAUUCAAAGAGACUCGGAGGAAAGGAUAAUGUCUUAUGUUUCACGUGUAUUACUGUAUAGUAUAUUUGUAUAUUAUUAUAUCAUUGUGUAAAGGCCAUAUUGUGAUGAAUGUCAUAGAUGUUACUGUAUAUGUUCAAAUUUCAGCAUUUAAACUACCUAACCUAAGAUGUAUUUUUGUUUGUUUGUUUGUUUGUUUUGUCUGUUAUUUACAAUCUGAUGAUGUUGAAUAAACGAAGCGCCGAUUUGUAACGAGGCAGCGUUUGCAAGCUGUGCCAUGGAAAGAACGAGGUGUCAUCUUGCUUGCUGAUGAAGACAUGAACACCGUCUCUGCUUUGCUUUUUUUUUUAAUCUCCAUCGUGUGCUUGUUUGUGCCGUGUCACAUUUUUAUCUCCUUCGCUCUAAGGUAUCAAAAUAAAUUU
Tachysurus fulvidraco (yellow catfish) is the source of this 2440-nucleotide messenger RNA. RefSeq names its product somatostatin receptor type 5 (gene sst3b). Lineage: Eukaryota; Metazoa; Chordata; Actinopteri; Siluriformes; Bagridae. Gene Ontology annotation, molecular function: neuropeptide binding; somatostatin receptor activity. Gene Ontology annotation, biological process: neuropeptide signaling pathway. Bases 26 to 1510 code for a protein of 494 amino acids. The record is from RefSeq and is a predicted model, not a curated record. The transcript has a single exon. Gene Ontology annotation, cellular component: membrane; neuron projection.